Messenger RNA from Oncorhynchus masou masou (cherry salmon), 8938 nucleotides. RefSeq names its product cyclin-dependent kinase 5 activator 1-like. NCBI's taxonomy places the organism in Eukaryota, Metazoa, Chordata, Actinopteri, Salmoniformes, Salmonidae. Gene Ontology annotation, molecular function: protein kinase binding; cyclin-dependent protein serine/threonine kinase activator activity. The transcript is spliced from 2 exons. Bases 847 to 1833 code for a protein of 328 amino acids. Gene Ontology annotation, cellular component: protein kinase 5 complex; growth cone; cytoplasm. The record is from RefSeq and is a predicted model, not a curated record. Gene Ontology annotation, biological process: brain development; axon guidance.
CCGAUUUGAAGGGUUGACAAGGAGAAUCGCUUCCCGGGUACCCUGUCCCUCUUCACCUGGUAGCCUAUAAGCAUAGAAUGCUAUCCCUGUCCCUCCGCUCGUUCCACGUUGAACAGAAUGGCCAGAGACGCAUAGAGAACUGUCUGUAUUCUGAAGGUGAAGGACUUUGUAUUUACAUAAAGUUCUGUAGGCUAUAAAUACUGCGUAUUUGAUCGCGAGGAUGGCUGCGAAGAUGGAAUUAAUCGAAAGGACAGUAAGUUCCGAUAUCAGAGUGAAAGUUUGCACAGCACUCCCUCUGAGAUGGAGACGCGAAUAACAUAAUUUAUUCACUUUUUCUCAUAACGGAGCAGCCUUUUGGAUUUAUUGUCUGCAGCUAUUACGCGGCGCCGGACACCUGCACCCGACUUGGCCGAGACGGCUUCUACGCGGCUCUCCGCUCAAUAACAAAUUGCUCAGAAGCACUUCUUGAACUGAAUCGAUCAUUUCUACUCGUAUCUGAACUGUUGUCAAUGGUAGGCUACUUCCACACAGGCAGUUCAUUUGUUGAGCUUUGUUGUGCAGUUCUGUAAAUCACUGAAUGCGAAGGAUAGGCGACAGUGGACAUCCGAUAAUAAAUUGAUACUGGAUGUGUCUUCAUGGGCAUUUGAAUAGUGUCAGCAUCAACUGAAAAGUAACAAAGCUCAACUAAGCUUUAUAAAUGUCUUCCUCAGUCAUCUCUUCAUAUCGCUUCUCCGUCCAGUAUUCACUGCCUGAAUUGUAAUAGCUAAAACAGGAGAGAACUGUGCCUCCACCUCGCCCUGUCCAAAUUCAAAGCCAGUGUAAUAUUCUUUACAGCACUGACUCACAAUGGGCACAGUACUAUCCCUUUCCCCUGCAUUCAGGAAGAACAGCUACUAUGACACGCGGCCUGGCUCACUCAACCACUACCCGAGCCUGAGCAGCCGUUCGCUCAACACUCAGAAAGACCGCGCCAGUGGCCUGAAACGGGGCCAGUCAAUCUUUCUCCCAGCCCUCACCUGGAAACGCCUGGUCGCCUCCACCAAGAAACGAGGGGGCUCUAAGAAAUGUCCUGGGGGUCCGGGGUCACUUGGAGACCCCCUCAACAACAACAACAUCUACCAGAAGGAUCCGGUGUUGCACCUCAACCGCGAGAAUGUCAAGAAGUCUCUGUCGUGUGCCAACCUCUCAAGCUACGAUGGGCCAACGGGACUGGGUCUGGGGUUAGGCUUCGGCCAGGGGCACUACAGCUAUGGCAUGGGCAUGAAGCCCCAGCAGCUGUCCUCUGUCAAGAAGGUGCCCCACCAAGGAACGGCUGCCUCAUCCCCCAAGCGCAUCAUUGUCCAGGCGUCCACCAGUGAACUUCUCCGGUGCCUGGGUGAGUUCCUGUGUGGCCGCUGCUACCGGCUGAAGCACCUCUCCCCUGCGGACCCGGUGCUGUGGCUGCGGGCGGUGGACCGCUCUCUGCUCCUCCAGGGCUGGCAGGAUCAGGCCUUCGUGACUCCGGCCAACGUGGUGUUUGUCUACAUGCUGUGUCGUGAUGUGGUGGAUGGAGACCUGGUGGCGUCAGAGCACGAGCUUCAGGCCACACUACUCACCUGUCUCUACCUGUCCUAUUCCUACAUGGGCAAUGAGAUAUCCUACCCACUGAAACCUUUUCUGGUGGAGGCUGGCAAGGAGGCCUUCUGGGACCGCUGCCUAGCCAUCAUCGACGCCACCAGCGCCAAGAUGUUGCGCAUCAACGCCGACCCGCACUUCUUCACCCAGGUGUUUGCUGAGCUGAAGAGUGAAGGGGGCUGCAGCCCACAGGACUACAGCCGCGUGCUGGACCGGUGAGAGGAGGGGUAGUGGGGUACAACCCCCCCAAUCCCCAUCCCCCUGUCCUUUCCCCCCACCUCUCUGCCAAACAAUUCCCACCCGCUCCAGCCACCUACCUCCAAGAAUGUAACACAGGGAUAAGGGACUGCCCCCCCCCACCCUCCACCCCCGUCUAAUGGUACAUCCCGAGACCCUGCCAUUAACCCUCAGUGAGCCAUCCACAUUAAGACAAUGGGGAAACUUGUCCCCCUAAGACUAGAUCAGAAAUUUGCAUGUGUCAUCAAUAGGGUUGAGUGCUUAUGUUGUUAGCACAAGCCCUUUUGUGUUAUGUAAUACUCACCUGAUUUUACUUGAAUGGUGGAACCAUUUGGUCCACCUGUCCUUCGUGACCCCAUUCUCACCUCUUGUGUCUCAGUGAGCUGGGGGAACAGAAACAGAAACAGUCAUCUCAGCUGUUCCCCCCCUCCAGUCUCUCCCCUCUCUCCUCCCUUCCCUCUCCCCACUCUCCCCUCUUCCCUCUUUCUCCCCUCUCCACUCUCUCUCCCCUCCUCUUUCUCCCCUCUCUUCUCUCCCCUAUCUCCUCCCUCCGCUCUCCUCUCUCUCUCCUCCCCUCUCUCCUCUUUCCCCUCUCCCCUCUCCUCUCUCCUGUCUCUUCCCUCACUUCUCCCCUCUCUCUCUUCUCCUAUCCCCUCUCUCCUCUUUCCCCUCUCCUCUCUCCCGUCUCUUCCCUCACUUUUCCCCUCUCUCUCCUCUCUAUCCUCUCUCCCCUCUCCCCUAUCCCCUCUCGCCCUCUCUCCUUUCUCCUCUCUCCUUUGCCCUCUCUCCCCUUCCAUCUUCCCUAUGCUCUCUUCCCUCUCCUCACUCACCUCUCUCUCUCCUCCCUCCCCUCGCUCCUCUCCCCUCUCCUCGCUUUCCUCCCUCCACUCUCUCUCCUCCUCUAUCCCACCUCUACCACAGCCAAUAAUCCCUGUCUGAAUGUGAUCGCAACAUCCGUUUGCAUGGAACAGUUUUUUUGUCAGAAAAAAAGGCAUUCACUAUUACAACCACAUACAGAGCCGGGUCAGACGUUCUAAACAGUGUUUGGUUGGGUCAUAAACAACCCAAGGGAAUGGCAUUUCAAUAACAACAUUUUUACCUAGAAGAUCAUGGACAUCAUUACCUAUAAAUUACUUUACGCUAAGUCAACAGACCUAACUGAAGACAUAACAGGACAUUACAAUAGGACCUAUAGGCAUGUAUUAUGGUAGUGUACUAAAUUCCUUAUCUAAGUAACAAAACCCCAUGUUGCCUAGGUCCCAUGUUAUCUAGGUCCCAUGUUGCCAAGGUCUCAUGUCGUCUUGGUCCCAUGUCAUAUAGGUCCCAUGUCAUCUUGGUCCCAUGUCAUCUAGGUCCCAUGUCAUCUAGGUCCCAUGUCAUCUAGGUCCCAUGUCAUAUAGGUCCCAUGUCAUCUAGGUCCACUUGAUUCUGUCUGUCGUGUGCUUGGUCAUCAGUAAAACAAAACAAACAGUGCUUUGCAGGAUUAUUUUUUCAACAGAGGGUCAUCUGACCUGAGGGAAAAGCUAGAACAGCUACCAACCCAUUAAGACCAUUCACUCAGUAUACGUCCCAAAUGGCACCCUAUUUCCUAAAUAAUGCACUACUUCAGACCAGAGUCCUUUGGACCCAGGUCAAAAGUAUUGCACUAUAUAAGGACUAUGGCGCCAUUUAGGACAGAGCGUAAAAAACAUCUGUAGGGUGCAGGGCCGUUUGUGUGUCUCUCUCCAGCUAUCAUUUAAUCUAAGGGUCUCCUGGUGGAAGCAAAAUACGACCUUAUUUUGCAUGUGUGUGUGUGCUUUUGUGUAUGUGGGUAUGUUAUUGGCAGAUAGCGAGGUUCAUCAGCUGUUUACCCCAUCAGUCCUUUGUUCCCUUGCUGUGCCUGUCAUCAGGGCACCUGGCCGCUGCUACUGUGGCAUUAAUGAGACUACACCCCCACCUCCUCCACCACUCCUCCAGUCUUACUCUGGCCCCAUACCCUCCAUCCACCUCUGUCCCCCUCUAGGCUACUCUACAGGCCUAGAGGUUCAGUCACUGGCUAAUCCAGGCUUGCCUAGAAUUUAGACGCACACACACACACACACACACACACACACACACACACACACACACACACACACACACACACACACACACACACACACACACACACACACACACACACACACACACACACACACACACACACACACACACUUAAAUACCUAGUCUCCUGCGCCGGGAGUCCCCUGAAACAAUGUAUGAGAGGGAGAGAGGAGGGGUGUAGAUAUGAGUCUCACGUGCCCUGUAAAAGGGUAGAGGUAGCUGAAGGUGGUCCUUAGUCCCAGUGCAAGGCUGGCCUGGAAUGGCAAGAUGUGUGUAGUUGUGGUUAAAUGCUGCUGUUAUUGUUGUUAGCCUCGCUGUCUCAUUCUAGGGAUUACACCUGUGUCCCAAAUGGCUUCUUAUUCUGUUUAUAGUGCACUACUUUUGGCCAGGACCCAUAGGCCUUGUUGUUCUCCUCUUUAUAAAAUGUUUUUAAUGAAACCUUGGAAUCUCUGGUUCACACGUUUUGAUCUAAGUCACAUGUGCUCUAAUGUGUGUUUGUGUCUGUCAGGAAUAGACAACAGAUGUACCUCAGGGCCAGAGGGCGGGAUUUUUUCUGUGUGCAAGCUGUGCUCAUAAAAAUAUAUUUAUCAUGGUUGCCAAGGCAUUAAAAAAAUCUGAUUUGAAAUAUGAACAGAGAGCGCGAGAAGCUUUGGAUCCUCUCAUUCCCUUCUGGCCAUGGCAGUCUGUUAGCCUGCUAAUGAGCAAAACCACAAUAGCUACAAUAUGAAAACGAGGUGUGUAGAAUGUAGAAACACACCUAAGGUGAGACAUGGGAAUUGUCCCAAAUGCUCCAUAGCGCUCAUAAGACCCAUAGGCCCCUGGUCAAAAUUAGUGCACUAUGUAGGGAAUAGGGUGCUAUUUUGGGAUGCACCCAUACAGUAGGAUCACAAAGAUAGUUACUCCCGGUAUGAGAGGGUGAGGACAUUCUUCUAUCGCCUUCUAUGCAGACAGGUCUUGCUGCCAAACCAAUUGUAUUUCUGUUGAUGCUAAAGCAACAUAACAGCCUCUCAGUCUCUCUUCACUCUGAUUCUGGAUGAGAGUGCAAUAGGUUGCAAUGGGUUGCUAUAGGUUGCAAUGGGUUGCUAUGGGUAUGUUGAACCAAGGCAACUGGUCUACUGUCCUAGACCUAGAAGACAUGUUUCAGGGUGUGGAACCUCGGCGCUCAAUGCUCCUCUUUCGCCCAGACGGGUGGUGGGUGGCACCCUAACCGUCCCCUCCCCCUCCCCCAUGCCAGGCAAAAUGCAUUUACACACUUACAGUAUGUUAUGUGGGCUGAGCAUACUGUACUGGAAUAUCCCCCCACACACACCUAUCUAUGAAUUUACACUCCACUCUCUGACUGACAAACCCUCACGCUAGAUCCGCCCCUUGACACGUGCAUACAGCACGUACACACACACUCAAGCAGACACACACACCGUGGUAAUCCACGAUUAAUCCUCCCAUCCAAUCAAAUAGAGCAAGGGGGAAUAAGUAAAUGCCAAAAGGUUCAAAAUCUGAGAGAGAUUUGGUCUUGCACUUCCAUCCUUCCCUCUGCGUUGGCCCUCCGCUUAGCCUUCCAAUUCAUGACACACUCCUUAUAACAACUUGGAGGUCCCCCAAGACCAAUGGACAAACCUCAUGUUCACUCCUUCCGCUCAGACCGAGGUUUAUUGGUGUUGGAGGCAGUCCAGUCCAGUGGUUCCUGCCUGCCUGCCCAGGGGCCUUGUAUUUCUAUCUAAGAAGUGGGAGACUAGAGCUGGGCGAGGUUAGCAAGGAUGUCUCAUUGCUGGGGACCACCGUCUCUGUUUCAGGAACCUCGGUCGACGGCCAUCUUGGAAGACGGCCGAUCACUCCUAUUGUUGUGGACGUUGUUGUGCAUUCAGUACAACACUGGCCACUGUCCAGCACUCAAGGCCUCUAGUGUGUUGACAGCAAUGAACCCUAUCCCCCUCCUCUUACCCGCUCCUCCUUUCUCCUCCUCUCCCUUAUCCCCGUCUCGCUUUCCACACACUCGGCUGUUGUUCCCCCGCCUGUUGCCAUUUGAUUGGAUGUUCAACCACAUUGUGGAGAGAGGAGCAGAUAGAAUGGUGGUGUUUGUUGGCCAACAGUCAGUCACAGACACAGCCUUAGUAAUGGGGCUCUAUGGCCUCUAUCUAUACCGUGUGUUGUAUGCUAUCCUGCCUAUAGGGGUGAUAGGGAUUGCACGAGGGUCAUAGUAUUGGGAGGAUUUUGCUUACACCAGGAGUCUCCUAGUCAAGUCCUGUUCUCCUCUUAUGUUUGCAUCUUUCAGGGAAAUCGUAAAAUGUUGCAUGUCUAUGUGUGUGACCUUUUAGGCAUCAUAACGUUAAAACGUGUACACGCUACAUGUAACUGGCAGUUUUGUUGGAAAUCAUCAUUCCAUUGAUGUCAGUGGGAGAUAGGCAUGAAGAUUUCAGUUCUUCAUGUUAAGAUGUGGCCCAUACAGGUUACAGCUAUGGGACUAAGCUGUAGUCCAUGUGAACAAGAGUAUUUCUUACAGUAAAGUACAUGUAGUCCAUGGAGAUAUAGAGAGAGACAUAUGCCCUGCAGAUGGUAUAUUUAUUAUUAGCAUGUUAUUGUAAUGUGACAUCCAUCAACCUUGAGUCCACCCUCACCUUCACCUUAAGCAGAUUACCCCUUUAUCUCUUUACCUCCACCCGCCCAAACAAAACCUUGAGCUGGAUCCCUGUUUAUCUAAUCGUAUGCCUAUACCAGACCUGUUUCUCUGUUUCCAACCAAUCAUAUGCUACUCAACAGGAACUGUGACUCUACCUGUCCAAUCAAACACCUCAGCAGAACCCUGGAACUCGGUUUGACUGUUGGAUGAAACUACUGAUUGGCCGACAGGAUAUUCUUUGCAACCCCAUUGGUCGAGAUUCUCCUUCACUACAAAUGGACUAAAUAUGGAGAGUCAACCAGGAAUAAAACAAAAGACUGUUGGACCCUAUUCUAUGAACUACAUGGGUAGGACUCAAGCAAAGACUAUUGCACCUCAACCAUCCAGGAUAUUUCAAAUGGAUCUCAGGCCCUAGUUUGGCGUAGUGGGAGACUGUGGUUUGGUGGGAAUAUCAGGCGAAGGCUGUUUAAGUCACCAUUGCUCUGUGAGUUCUGGUGAACUUGUUUUCUCAGUGUGUAUUUCUGCAGUGUUGGAGUAGAAUUUCAAUGGCACACCUAUAACAGUCUAAGUGCAGACUUAAAGAGAUAGUUAAAAUUACAAAAUGACAUAUUGGUUUGAAAUAUCCCUUUUAAAAGAAGUAGAAAAUUGUGCAGCUUAACUAUGUUGCUGUGUGACAAAACAAACUGACGACAGGAAAAACAAAACAUAGGUCAUAUCUUGUUACUGUGGUGGUGUGCAUGCCAGAUAGACUAGCAGGUAUUGUUUUGUUUUACGUUUGCUUUUUUGUUUUGAUUAGCUUUUGUUUUAAUGCCGUACAUGUGUUUUCUAUUCAAUGUUAUUUCCUUAACUUAAAAAAUGUAAUCAGUUCAUCCCUAGUCGUGGGAGAAGAUCUGAUGUCAAACAGUAUUAGUAUGUAAUUCAAGGGGUAAUUCAAGUCAUGAUGACUGUUAUAAUUGUAACUGCACAUUUGAAGUCUUAUUGUCAUUGUGGAUGUUAAGUUAUUGAAUGACAGAGAUAGAGAAUCUACAGUACCUGUAUUCUCAUUUUAUUUUGAUGAACCUUUGUCUUUAACAUCUCGAAGAAUGUGAAAUCACGUAAACAAUAGUUUCUCCCAUUUCUCCACCGCUAUGUCUUAGUGUUUGUUCAAAGAUGUCAACACUGCGAUAUCAGACACAGCUUUUGACACAACACUGUUCAGACAUGGUAGAUCUGGUGGUAUAAUUGGCAUCAUUGGGAUGGGUGGUGGGUCAGGAGGCUGGGUACGUAGGGUCACAUCCCAAAUGGUACCCUAUUCCCUAUAUAGUGCACUACUUUUAACCAGAGCCCUAUAGACUAUAUAGGAAAUAGAGUAAUAUUUGGGACACACCCCUAGCUUUCAGUUAGAAGGAAGUGUUUCAGUUUGUGCUUGUCUCACUUCCUCUGAGGAUGUUGUGAAAUGGGUGGAUGAUUGAUUUUACGAAAACAUCAACAUAAUUUUGUAAUGGCUGCUGUGUGUAUAGCAAAUGCAUAAUCAAUGGAAUCAAUGGUGAGGCCUCAUCAAUGGACAACAGACGGUGAAUUGAUGCACAAUGGAAGACAUUGUAGUGGUCAGAUCACAGACAGGCGUCCCCACACAAGCACCUCCGGUCCUUACCCUCAUUGUAGCUAUGUCUUAACCCACAGCACUGCAUAUAACUGAGGCCUCUGCUUCUUUUCAAGGCUACAUAGCACUCCUAUUUAUAUGAAAGGAAAAUACUUAAACAAAAUACUGAACAAAACAUCAAUAAAGAACUGUCUGAAUGAUCAGUGCUUUGAGUUAGACACUUACCUGUUGCCAACCCUCUCAUAAGACCUGUACCCUUCAGUCUCCUCUCACCGUUGCUGCCAACUCAACCCUUACCCCAGGUUUCCAUGGUUACCUGGUACUGACUGACAAUGUCAUUGUGAUAAAACUCAGUUGAAAUGGAGAGACCAGAGUUACUUUUAUAAAGCCACCUCAUAUGUGUGUACAGAUGUAGGAUCUUACUUUGAUCACCCUAGUGUGGGGACUUAACCGCCAUGCAGGACAUUUAAAACUUGUAGUGUAUUUGAGGUUUAAAAAGGCUUCUGAAGUUUGUAAUUCACACUUUGAAACAACCCUUACAAAAAUGUCCAUUAAUUAUAAUCCACAUAAUAAUCCACAUUUCCUGUUGCUGCAGGAUUAUUUUCCUGUUGUAGCAAACUGGCUCAAAUUAAGAUCCUACAUCUGUAUGCAACUCGAUGUGUCUAAAAUUGUUGUUGGGGAACACUUGAAGAUGAAAACAAUGUGACUUUGUUUUUCAUGUUAAAAUGCAAUUUUGUUUCCUUUUUUCAUUACGAUGUUGAUGAUUAUUACUAUUAUUAUUCAAUAAAGUAUUGAGGUGAAAUUCC